CGGCGAGACGAGGGGCGAGCGAGUGAGUCCGACUCCGCGGGCGAUGGAGAGAGGCACACGACGUCUUGCUUGCCGCCUGCCUUUGAUUUCUUCUCGAGACCACGCAACUAAGUCUUCGUCUCUCUCUUAGCACCCGCCAUGCCCGCCAACAAAAAGGGCAGCGGCAAAUCUUCCGCCUCGUCGGCCACACGCAAGAAGCAGGCGGCCAAGAAGGCCAAGAAGGCAGGCGAUGGACCGGACGCCGUAGCUCCCGGUACGCCAAAAGGCCCUCAGCGUGGCCAGAAGAAGGACAAGAAGUCCAAGAAGGAGCCAAAGAAGAAGGUCUUCAUCCCGCCGCCUAAGCCACCUCAGCCCCCGCCUGAUCCGCUCGAUACGCUCGGCUUGGCGUCAUUACUGCCGCCGGGCUUGGUCGUCUUGCUGAGGAAAGCUGCAAAGAAGGAUGUCGUCACGAGAAGUAGGGCGCUCGAGGGGCUACUGGCCUGGGUGGACGGGCAAGGCGGUGAAGACGAGGAAGCAAAAAUGCUCAGCGCUGAGGAGAGAGAGAGCGCUCUCGUCAUGAUGCUUCCUAGCUGGGCGCACCUUUUCCCUCGAUUGGCAGCCUCGCCCACAAGACGGUUGCGUUUGCUCACUGCGCAGAUACACAGUCGCCUCCUUGCGCCGUCAUUGAGCACAAGAGGAGAACUCACCCAGUCACAUCAAUACAUCGAACCAAUCUUAGGACCCUGGGCGACGCUGGCAUGGGAUACCGAUCGAGCUACGUCGCUUACGGCGAGAGAGAGCUGGGAGAAGUCAGUCACUUGGGGAAGUGACACCGAAGGUGAGGGGGACAAGCUGUCCCUCUCGGACUACCUCUCGCAACUCGCCAACUAUCUCUCCCUCCUCCUCAGCCAAGGCUCAUCAGCAGCUCUCGCGAGUGGCUCUGCAGCCCCCGCCUUGACGAGAGGACAAUCAUUCGCCAAUGGCGCCGAUGGAGGCAGGGACGCAAAGAAUCGCGACGAGACCAAUGUCGAGGAAGAUCCGCGAGGCAUCGAUGCUAGACUAGCAGCAGGGGCUCUCGGGGCCCUGACUUGGAUCUUCUCGUCCAACGCGAGCGUCUCAGAUUCGUGCGAGGAGCUCGUCAACUUGCUCCAUUCACAAGAGAUGUGGGGAGCUUUGCACUCUUCGCCGCAGCACGAAGGGCUUGGCGCCGGAUACCCUGUCACAAGAACAAGAGCAUGGGAGCUCAUCGAGGUCUUGACGGCCAAGCAUGAUGGCUUGCUCACCCAAACGCUUGACAUCGUAGCCCCAAUCGCUCUCUCAGCGGCGUGGGAAGAAAGGGACACAUCGACGCAGAGGCAGAUGUUGGACGCCCUACUACCUCUGUUGAGCAAGCAUCCAGAUGCCUGGAAGAUGGCCGGUGAGCAGGCAGAUAGCGAUGGCGACGAUGACGAUGACGAUGAUGAGGACGAUGAGGACAGCGAAGAGGAAGCAGAAGCAGGGGUCAAGGAGCCCAAGAUCGUCGCAUCGACGACCUCGACACUGAGCACCAAGCUCGCCAGCUUUACAGCAUGGGUUCAGUCAGGUUGUGCAGGCCAGCCACUGCAAGGUCUUCCAACGAUCCUCAUCUUCCUCACCACGAUCCACGCAGACCUUUUUCCCCUCGAAGCCACACCAUGGGAUCAUUUUCUCAACAACUUCUGGGCUUCCUACGAGUCCGGUCUUUACGAUUCUGGCGACCGUCUGCCGCUCAAUGUCUUCUUCAACAGCUAUGUUGAGUGCGCGGCGUACCUUGUGGGAAGGGUGAGCAAGAACAGCACGGAGCAGGCGGCACAGCUGGCGAGGGAUCAUUUGGGCAAAGUGUGGAGAGAGGAGGUGCUUGAUGCAACUGAGGGGCGGGAACCGAUAGAGACGCGUCGCACCAAUCCUGCGGCCGUAACUCGUUUGAACAGCCUUCGCCAAGGCGUCGAUGACAGGCUGGCGAGCACCAUCGCGAGCUUGGCCAAGCUGAAUGCAGCCACUCCGCUUCUCGAUGCCAUCUUCGGCCGCUUGGACGAGAUUGCACAAGGCAGCAUUGCAAGCUCGGCAGCUCACAUCGAACGAGCAGUCAGCAUCCUGUCGAAGCUGGCAUCAUCACCGUCAGAGGGUUCGACCUCUAUCCUCGCUCAGCAAGUCCAAAGCAGAGUCACAAAAGCCGCAGACGAGGCUGCGCAGUCCACCACAACGACGUCGCUCGAUAGUCGCCUUCUCCUUCUUUCGAGCCUCCUCUCGCACUUCCCUGCCGAUCUUGGCCCGUCCUCAGCGGCUCACAGCGUUGCGCAGGACGUCUUGCCGACUAGCAUCACCCAGCAAUCCAUCAACACCUCGACACUCGGCAAGUUCAUCUCCGCUUACGCUCGCGCGGCGCCUUCGUCGGACGUAGAGAAGGCGGUAGUCACUCUCGUAGAGAGCGCCGCCUCUGUCUCAGACCCCAAGGCAAAGGUAGCAACCCUGCAAUGCCUUCUAGAUGGGCUGCCGUCAGACGUGCAGCUGGAUGCCCCUUCCGGUACCAAACUGGAUGACGUGGCGCUCGACGUGGCGAAUGAGCUUGCGUCAGGAUCAAAGACCGAGGGCGAGGCCUUCCUCAGUCGUAUUCUGGACCAGCCGGGCCCGCUCGUGGAUGUGGAGACGGUCAAGCAGAUUCUUGCCAUCCUCAUCUCGCACAUUCACGGGGCAGCAAGGGAGCAGAGGGGCAGCGCAGAGUCUUCACUUGACCAGAUCGCUGGCAUCUUGCACCAUUGGGUACAAAAGGCGCCGCAGCAGAGACUCGAUCAGGUGCGCGAUAUUCACCUGCUCGAGCCAUUGCUUACUGCAGCCUUCAUGCUCAAGUAUCUCAGGCAGAGCGGACCGCAUGGCUCAUUGUCGUCACUGUGGGAUGCUGUCUCCUCAGACGCCAAGGCAACGGAUGCCGCGCUUGAGGUGCUGCGCGAUUCAGUCCUCGAUGCCCAGAUCGAGGUCGUGGUCGUGCUUGAGGCCGCGAGGCGCUUUCUCGGCUCUUCCUCCACCGCCGGACCAAGUAGCAAAGACGUCACUGCGUUGUCGAUACUGCCAUCAAGACAGAAGAUGGACGAAGUUCUCCUUGAGGGUCUAGCAGCCACCUCCUCGUCACCUGCGCUAGCUAUCCUGGAUCCCCUCGUCACGCCAAAGGCCGGCAAGAGCGCCGCAGCCACAUCUGUUCAGCAUGACGUUGAGGGUCUGAGCCUCGGCGUGCGAUCCGCGUAUGCCUUGCUCCUCACCCUGGAGGAGAGUCGGGCAACAGCCAAAGCCAAUCCGUGGGCUCUGCCGCACCUUGUCUUCCUGGCCACAGUCUGUGAGGACGAGCUGAGUGCUGCCGGAUCCUCUCGAGGUCUGGUCGAAGGCUCGGUCGAUCCGGCGAGGCUACAGGGCAUACUCGUGCGAGCCGUACAGGUCAGUAGCGGCAUUCUCGUAUCAGUGGGCGGGUCAAUCGCGGAGUCAUGGCACAAGACGGCCACCGAGGCUCUUCAACGAGGUCUCGAUGGCGCAGUGAGCAGCCAAGAUGCUCUGCUGGCCACUCUGGCACGGCUUUGGCAACAAUGCCUCAUUCCCUCAUCGGACUCACGCCUGCCCCGCAUCUUCUCUCGUCUCAUCUCCGGCGUCCUCUCCUUCAGCUCUGCCGGCGAUCAGGAGGCCACGCUUUGGUUGCGUCUGGGCAUGAGUGUGGAGAGCAAAGCCCCCCUCCUGAGCGAGGCAGUGAUUCUUUCAACCGAGCCCCUCGUCCUCGAAACGCCCUUCUACGACCGCAUGAGGAACGACGUCGUCUCGCGCCUGUCCGCCACUCCACCCACCAAGGCAGCAUCAGAAGGCGUCCGGCUGCUGCGUCUGGCCGUUGCACUAGCACCGCCGGUCGAGUCGGAUGUGGCUCUGGUACCGCAGCAACGUGCUCUUUUCCUCCUCCAAGGCUUGCAGCGCUGGAUGGCCUCCGAAGAGGAUUUCCCCGAUGAGGUCAAUACGCUCGUGGUCGACUUGUUCCUGCAUGUAGCGCCUAUUGUGCAGGAGAUGCCAGGUACGCAUUUGGACUUCUUUUAUGAUGUCUUGGAGGAGAAUCUAGAGCUGGCUUCACUCAAGGAGGAGGCAUCCCUGCCUGGGUUGCAUGCGACACUUCAGCUGCUUGAGACGCUGUGCGAGCUGGCGGGGACGAAUGCGACGCUCCGGGAGGUGCACAAAGACCAUGAGGAGGCAAUCGUGGAACUUUUGCAACCGCUCUUCGCUUCGCUGGCCACAAUGUCCUCUGCAAAAGGGCAGCAGCAAGCAGCGCGCACAUCUCUCCCUCUCGAGCUCACCUCCGACCUCCUCGUCUCCGUUGUUCGCCGUAACAGCGAGGGCAAGAGCGGCAAGGCUUUCGGCCAGAGUACAGAGCACCGCGUUACCCUCUGCAAGCUACUGAGCAGCCCGAUGCGCUCUGUACAGGCUACAGCGUACCGUAUGCUGUCGGCUUCAAUUCGCGCUCAUGUGCAGGAACUCAUCUUCCAGUCGGCGAUGGACAAGGGCAACGAAGGGGGAGGCGGUGCUGAGGGUGCCAACGAAGGAGAUGGAGAGAAGGAAGCUACUCCAGUUGCGGAUGCUGCACAGCAAUUGACCACCUCCAAGCCGACACCGGUGCAAAAGCAUCGCGUCGAGCUCCUGCCCCAGCUCAUAGAGGCGGUGCGCUCCCCGCUGGUCGCUACCGUCGAGGACCUACAAGAGGACGCCGACCUCUGCCGCGCAACAUUGAGCUACCUGCUCUGCUGGCUUGCAAUAUUCGAACACUUCGAGGGGGCAACACCGGCCCUUCGAGCUGUCUUCUCAAGUCAGCUGCAGAGCGAUGGAGCCCUUGUGGCUAGCAGCCUGAUGCCGACCGUCUUUGAUCUUGUGGAGCCGCAGCGUAGUGGGCGGACCCAGUCGAUGACGGCCGCUAUAUCUGCUUCGGCGCAAGCUGCUUCGGCGCCUGUGGUGGCUUACGACCCGGAGCGCUUCUCCCUCGACGAGCUCUUCCUGGACUCCAUCGACCCUUCGGACGUCACCUCACUACGGCACCUUGCAGCGCACGUCUAUCUUCGCUCGCUCAUCCAUCUUGCCUCCUCGGUGCGCGAAUGGUUCUCCUCAAUCAAGGACCGCCAGCUCUCGAUAGGCGUCGCCUCCUUCACAACGCGACAUUGCUCACCGCUCCUCACGGGCAGGGAGCUUUCCGCUCUGCGCGACCCUGACUCUGAGGCAAGGCAGCAGCUCUUGCAGGAUGACGCGAUGAGCAUCAAGGUGCUGUCGAGCGGCACAGGGGGCGGAGGUGAGGUGCUUGCAACGUACACGAUCGACGAGCAUCCAUUGGAGAUGGCCAUCCGUCUUCCCUCUUCGUACCCUCUGCAUCCCAUCGAAGUCAAGGACGUCCGCAGAGUAGGAGUCGCCGAGUCUACUUGGCGCUCUUGGCUUCUCUCGGUGCAACGUCUCGUCUCCACCGAAGGUGGCGGCCUAGUUGUUGACGCGCUGCUCCUCUUCAAGCGCAACGCUGAAGCCAAAUUUGCCGGGUACGAAGGGGCAGAAUGUGCGAUUUGCUAUUCGAUCAUUAGCCCAGAGGAUAAGAGGAGCCUGCCGAACAAGCACUGCAAGACUUGUAAGCACGGCUUCCAUGCUGCGUGUCUGUUCAGAUGGGUCAGUACGAGUGGGUCUGCGACUUGCCCACUUUGUAGGUCGACGCUUUGAGCGGGGUGACGGGCAGAGGAGAAAGAAGAGAUGUUACGGCGCAGAGGCGGUAUCGCUCGUUCUACAAUCUGUAUUUGCAACACUAAUGUGUCCAUUUU
Molecule: messenger RNA, 5807 nt
Organism: Jaminaea rosea
Lineage: Eukaryota; Fungi; Basidiomycota; Exobasidiomycetes; Microstromatales
Exons: 2
Coding region: 139-5709 (1856 amino acids)
Biological process (GO): ribosome-associated ubiquitin-dependent protein catabolic process; rescue of stalled cytosolic ribosome
Cellular component (GO): cytosol; RQC complex
Molecular function (GO): ribosomal large subunit binding; ubiquitin protein ligase activity
Source: RefSeq, a predicted model, not a curated record